AUGCGUCACGCACUUCCACUCGGCUUCCUCGUCGUAUUUGUGUCAGUGUUUGCGCGCCGUGACACCGGUUGCGCAUUCUGCGAAAGGCUGUCACAGCAGCAGUUGCAGCUGCGACAGCUACAACAGUUGUCGCAGCAUCAACUGCAACAGCAACAGGGAUACAGGACGAUAGGUAGCCCAAGGCCUUUCGGCGCUGAGAAACCGACUAGGGUGCAGGAAUUCAACAGAACCGGCGUGCUACACCCCGAGUACCAGAUACCGGCCACCCUCCGACCUGGUAACGUGUCUCAGUUCUAUUACCUGAGUCCACGCGAGGGACCACCUCUCACGUUACUUGUUAGCCCUUGCAGCGGCCCGAUAUCAUGGACUGUCAGUUACGUCGAACCACCGGAAAACAGCAAAAAAACAGAAGGAACAAAAUUGCAAACACGAUGGCCAGUGAAGAGUUUGAAGCCGGGGUCACCCCUUUUCACCUACGAGGGCGCGGAGGAUCAGAAUUUUACGAUAUCGAAGACGCGCGCUGGUCUCUAUUGGUUCGAAAUUAAAUCUGUGGAUCCUUCUGAUGCCAAUUUGCAAAAAUUCACACCAACCACGGUGCUUCUAUACGCCACGUCUAGUAACCUGGGCCACAUCCCGGUGAUGUAUGCAAACGAGAAGGAAAAUCAUCACCGUUCCUUAAGAUUUCAACAAAGAAGAAGCAAACGUCGACUUACUAUAUCGUGGAACAAAAGCAACAUAGAUCCCCAUCUCUCGCACUACUGUUUAGCUGUAACAUCAGGAUCUCAGUCUCACCCGUUGACCCUUUGCGCGGCGCAGAAUAUUUUACGCAUCCAUCCGCACCCAACGAAAAGGAGUUCCUCCUCGAAGGAACAGCAACAUCGGGGCAUUCCGGAAGGACUUCAUUGCGUGCGUCAAACAAAAUUGACGCUCCACAGGAUGAAGUACGAUACUACGUACAAUUUUACUUUAUACGUGGUAAAUACGCGAAACAACGUGUCAAAUCGAAUAGCAACCGAUACCAUAAGAUUUCGGAAAACGCCGGAAUUAAGGUUACGAACUGGACAUUAUGCUACUGCCAGUUUACGUAAAACUGACGGAUUCAUCAACUUCCGCUAUCGUCCUCCGGGAAAUACUUCGAGUACCUUUCAUAUUCUUCCCUGCGGUGGCGGCAUCGUUAAAGCGAAAUUAAGUGGCCCAGGAAUUUUAAAGGAAAAGGAGGUGGUAGGAUAUGCAUCGUUAAGGAUACCACCUUUAACUGCAGGAAAGACAUACACAUUACGGAUAUCCGCCACACCACAGGAAUUAGUACGAAUAUCCGCCAUUAAAGUACUGGCUACCCAAGAAUCAUCUAAGAUAUAUCCACAGAUACCAUCCAGAAGUACACCGCGCGAGUAUAGAUCCCUAAGAACUUGUCGUGAGGUGACGAUAGGGGUAGAAUCGGCAGGUUCUGCGAAAUAUUGCAUCCUAGUCCGAGAAUUAAAGAACGGCACGUCGUUGAACAGCGUGACAACAAUUCCAGACCAGUGUGGCCUUCAUCGUCGAAGACGUUCCGAGUAUACUUUCGAGGUCUGCGAAGAAAAACAGAGUCCACCUAAAGAACGAGCGCUCGCGUUCACCCUUAAGAGGUUGCAACCUGGAAAGGCUUACCUCUUACAGAUCACGGCUCAGCUGAAGGGCCAAUCUUUGUCCUAUCCGUUGUUAGUUGUACGCACCCGACGUUCCUGUCUACCUUGA
Messenger RNA from Habropoda laboriosa, 1734 nucleotides. It is a transcript of the gene nord, whose product is annotated as protein NDNF. The transcript is spliced from 7 exons. Bases 1 to 1734 code for a protein of 577 amino acids. Lineage: Eukaryota; Metazoa; Arthropoda; Insecta; Hymenoptera; Apidae. The record is from RefSeq and is a predicted model, not a curated record.